Molecule: messenger RNA, 1227 nt
Organism: Pyricularia pennisetigena
Lineage: Eukaryota; Fungi; Ascomycota; Sordariomycetes; Magnaporthales; Pyriculariaceae
Exons: 1
Coding region: 1-1227 (408 amino acids)
Cellular component (GO): nucleus
Source: RefSeq, a predicted model, not a curated record
AUGCCUCAAGACCCAAACCUGUACGGGCAACCGGCCCCGAAACGGCAGCGCAAGGAAAUGGACCUCUCGAGCUCCCUCUCCUUUGCCGCUCAGAUGUCGUCGCUUCUCCAAAAGCCCGGCCAGGCCUCGCCUUCCACAUCCUCAUCCGCCAGGCCACGCCCAUCCAAAACAUCCGAGAUCUUCAAAACGAAACGCAACACAACCGAGGCAGUUUCCACGACCGACAAGUCCCGCUCCGGCCGCGCCACCAGCACCAGUAAAAAGGACAAGCUGCGCCUGCGCUCCCCGACGGGCACCUACGACUCUGAGCGCGACCGUGAAGCCGCCCGGCUGAACAUGGAGGAAAAGGCCCGGCGGUACGCCGCCAUGAAGCGGGGCGACUACAUUCCGCCCAGCAACGGCGACCGGGCGCCGCUGGUCGACUUUGACCGCAAAUGGGCCGAAAAGCACCUCGACGAGGCCGGCAACCGCAUCGCCGACGCAUCUUCGUCGUCUUCCUCCUCGGACGACGAUGAUGAUGAUGACGACGACAACAACAACGACACGGAACUGGUGACGUACACGGACGAAUUCGGCCGCGCCCGGCGCGUGACCCGGGCCCAGGCGCGGCGGCUCGAGCAGCGCGCCCGGUCUGGCCUUGCGGCCGCCGCGGAGCUGGUGGAGAUGUCGGCGCGGCCGGCGCCGCCGCAGGGGCUGAUAUUCGGCGACGCGAUCCAGGGCGAGGCGUUUGCGGCGGCUGAUGCCGAGGCCAUGGAGAGUUUGGCGCGGAAGCGGGACCGGUCGGCCACGCCGCCGCCCGCCACGCACUACGACGCGCGGCGGGAGAUGCGCGGCCGCGGCGUCGGCUUCUACUCGUUCACGGCCGGCGACGAGGAGGCCAGGCGCAGGGAGAUGGAAGGGCUGGAGGCCGAGCGGCGCGAGACGGAGAGGGUGAGGGCCGAGAGGGAGGAGAAGGCGCGCGCCAGGAGGGAGGAUGCCGAGAGGAGGAGGCGGGAGAUUGAGGAGCGGAGGAGGCAGGUCGGGGAGAAGAGGGCAAAGAAGCUCGCUGAGAACUUUUUGGAUGGCUUGGGGAUGGACCUUGGUGGCUCUGGGGUUGGUGAUACUGGUGCCGCGGUUGAUCCUGCGGUCAAGGAGCAAAAGGACGGAGGGGCUAAAAAUCCAGACGGUGCUCUGCCCGACGGUGCAAGUAGACCUGGAGGUGGAACCGAGGCAGACGACAGCAAGUAG